AUGCAGCUGCUCUGCGAUGGGACUGUCAGCGGCUAUGGCGUCGUCUACGCCGGCGUCUCUAACGACACCUACUUUAGGAAAGGCCUGGGUCUCGGUUCGACGUUCAUUUGCGCAGUGGUUGCAGUGACAUAUUACUUUGAGCGCUACCGAGGAGUAGCCUCCGGCAUUGCGUCUGCGGGCACUGGGGUGGGCUACAUCGUGGUUCCACUGGCGCUAAACUCUCUAAUGACCCGUUUCGACACGCCAAUCGGUUGGAGACACGCCGUUCUAGUCGACUCUUUCAUUUUGACCGGCACCACCUUCGUGAAUGGCUUGAUUAUCCGACCACUAGAAAUCGAGGCGGCCACCCUGAAUGAGAUUCUGGAUAUGGAGAAUAUGCCCACCUAUCCCAUUAACCAUAUUGGCAAAACCUUCAGAUCUGGCUUGGAAACUAUCAGAGGGUCGGAAGUUCUGGGGUUCACGUCACAACCAAAAAACUCAUCGCAUCCGCUGCAAGAGCAAUUGGCAGAGAUUUUUGCCUCAGUGCCGACCAUUCCAGGAAGUCAGUUAGAUGGGAGUCAGCACACCAAGCACAGUGGAUUGUGGGACAGAAUCGUGGCCCAGGAGGUGGAUGCUGCGAGACGGAUUUUGGCUGAAAAACUUCGAUCAUGUGCUUUGAGCAAUGACCAAAGAGAUGGAGACAUUCUCAAGAGCGCUCCUGAUGGCCUGAGUCACUUUCGACUGGAGCCGAGCUACCUGCAUUCGAAAGUUCCUUUCUUCACAAAGACUGUAGUCGUGAAGCCGCUCGACCGUCCCGACAGUCUCUUCCCAUCCAGUCUGCACAUUCUGCCCUCUCUGGACCGCGGCAUUGCAAACCGCCGCAUGGAUGCAGCUUUUGCUGAUGAUUCGGUCCUUCUAAGCACCGUCUCACCAACAGUUGCCUCCAUGGGCAGUAAUGUCAGGAAAACACCCGCCUCGCUACGACGUCGCCUAAUAUGCAUAUUCGACCUCACACUUUUCCACAACUUCUCCUUCCUCGUCCUCUGCUCCUCCUUUGUAGUAUGUCAGCUGGCCUACUUUGUGCCUUUCGCGUACUUCUUCACUCUUGCUCUAGACGCUAUACUGACUCGCAGCAGUGCCAUGUGGCUCAUUACCACUUUGGGCAUCCUACACACACUGGGUCGUCUUGUUAGGGGUGCGUUAGCAAAUUUUCCCCACGUGGACAUCGUCAUUGUCACCGCGAUGUCGUGCCUUCUUUGCGCAGUGUGUCAUUUUGCCUUGCCUUUCCUCCCCCACACCUUCAUCACGCUUGCAAUCUAUUCCGGCUCGUUGGGUUUUCUUUGUGCGGUUCCUUGUCCUCUGCAACCUCUACUUUUCGUCCGCUUUCUGGGCCUCUCCAGACUCACCAUGGCAGUGGGUAACUCUAGCAUCAUCAAGGGCAUCGCUGCAGUAAUCGGACCUGUUGUGGCAGCUUACAUUAAGAACUCUACUGGAAGUCUAGAUGGUACUUUCUACUGGUGCGGCGGCUGCUUAUUAGUGUCGGGACUCCUCCUGUUCUUGCUCUACUUGCCUUGCGAGGGCGCAAAUGAUCAGCGUGAUCCGAUGGGUGAAUGA
Messenger RNA from Echinococcus granulosus, 1593 nucleotides. RefSeq names its product Monocarboxylate transporter 9. Gene Ontology annotation, molecular function: monocarboxylic acid transmembrane transporter activity. The transcript is spliced from 7 exons. Bases 1 to 1593 code for a protein of 530 amino acids. The record is from RefSeq and is a predicted model, not a curated record. Gene Ontology annotation, biological process: monocarboxylic acid transport. NCBI's taxonomy places the organism in Eukaryota, Metazoa, Platyhelminthes, Cestoda, Cyclophyllidea, Taeniidae.